AUGUCUACUAAUAUUACAAAUUAUGGGGGUACUUUUGAUUGUGGUACAAAUAAUAUUUCUAUAUAUGAAUAUCCUAAUGCGAGCUUUGGAGGUUUAAAAAAUGCCUAUUACUGUGGUUUGUCAUAUUCGUAUUUUACCAUGUUUCAUUCCAACGUUAGCGAUGUAGCUAAUUCUACUGCUAUUAUUAUUCCAUUAAAUUCUACAUCUAUUCAAUUUAUUUGUAACGCAAAUUUUACUACUCAGACAUCAAUUGUUAGUAUUUCUCCAAAUAUCGAAAACAAUAAUUUGUUUCCAUUGGACAACGCUUAUGGUUGUGGUCAAACUUAUUAUUCAUCCUAUCCAGCUGAUAAAUCCAAGAAAAACAGUGCUGGUCUCUUGAAAAAUAAUUAUAAAAAAAUGCUAUGUUUAUUAUUUUUAUUGUAUUUUAUUUCAUUUUAA
This is a messenger RNA of Saccharomycodes ludwigii, 438 nucleotides long. RefSeq lists its product as uncharacterized. Lineage: Eukaryota; Fungi; Ascomycota; Saccharomycetes; Saccharomycodales; Saccharomycodaceae. The transcript has a single exon. The coding region runs from base 1 to 438 and encodes 145 amino acids. The record is from RefSeq and is a predicted model, not a curated record.